Molecule: messenger RNA, 1316 nt
Organism: Lycium ferocissimum
Lineage: Eukaryota; Viridiplantae; Streptophyta; Magnoliopsida; Solanales; Solanaceae
Exons: 4
Coding region: 173-1168 (331 amino acids)
Molecular function (GO): catalytic activity
Source: RefSeq, a predicted model, not a curated record
CCCAACACCUACCCUUCCUUCCAUUUCUUAGUUUAAAAAUCCUCUUUUCUCUCAUCUUUCCGCUUCACCUCUCUCCUAAUUCCACCAUACAAACAUCUUCUAAAAAAAAAAAAAAAAAAAAAAAAAAAAAAAAAAAAAAAAAAAAAAAAAAAAAAAAAAAAAAGAGAGAAAAAUGGUGAACUUAGUAGAAGCACAAAGGCCUUUGUUAUAUUGGCUAAUGAAAAUGGCUGGAAUAAAACCUCAUAGUAUUGAAAUAGAACCUGGCACUAUAAUGAACUUUUGGGUCCCUUCUGAAACCAUACAAAAACCAAAGAAAAACAAAAAACUCACCACCACAACACCUUUCUCCAACAACCAAUGCGCCAUUUCACCCGAAUCCACCACUAAACCCGACCCGAACAAACCCGUAGUCGUACUCGUCCACGGCUUUGCCGGCGAAGGAAUAGUUACGUGGCAAUUCCAAGUAGGUGCAUUAACUAAAAACUACUCCGUUUAUGUACCUGACUUGCUUUUCUUUGGCGGGUCAGUUACGGAUAGUCCGGACAGGUCACCGGGUUUUCAAGCUGAGUGUUUGGCUAAAGGGUUAAGGAAAUUGGGUAUAGAAAAAUGUGUUGUGGUUGGGUUUAGUUAUGGUGGGAUGGUUGCGUUUAAGAUGGCUGAAAUGUUUCCUGAUCUAGUUGAGGCUUUAGUUGUGUCUGGUUCUAUAUUGGCGAUGACUGAUUCGAUUAGCACAACGACGCUUAGUGGUUUGGGGUUUUCUUCUUCUUCGGAGCUGUUGUUGCCUACUUCUGUUAAGGGUUGUAAGGCACUUUUAAAAGUAGCUGCUUAUAAGAAGCUUUGGUUCCCUGAUCGCCUUCACAGGGACUUUCUUGAGGUAAUGUUCAACAACAGAAAGGAAAGAGGGGAACUGCUAGAAGGAUUGGUGGUGAGCAACAAAGAAACAACCAUUCCAAAUUUUCCACAGAGAAUACAUCUCCUCUGGGGUGAGAAUGACCAAAUUUUCAAUUUGGAGCUUGCUCAGAACAUGAAAGAUCAACUAGGUGACAAGACUACAUUUCAUGGCAUAGAGAAGGCAGGCCAUCUGGUUCACCUAGAACGACCUUGCGUUUACAACAAGUGUCUCAAGCAGUUCCUUACUUCCCUGCAUGCAGAAAAAGCCCAGAAGUGAAGGACAGUACCACAAAGUUCACUAUCUAAUAUCAUGUAACUUUUUUGUCUAUGGAAAGGAAAAUAACUUUGUGUUUCCUCGGUAAUAUUAGUUACUAUGUAAUUUGGGGUUCAGAAUUUAAAAUUGCUGUCUUAAUACAAAUAUAUAU